AUGGCGUCGUACACGUGUGUCCGCACUGCACCGCCGCCUCGGAUCUCUUCACCGUUUUCUCCCUCGACCUCGGCCUGCCUCCAGGACAGCGACUGCGGCAGCAGGUACCUUUUUCAAAUUUUUAAUAAUCCAUACAAUUUCAUCAUAAACAGUCGCCGAACACUCCUAGACCACUCAUUCAAUAAAUAACAUAUUUUUUUCUGUUUUGGCAAAAAGGAGGUGAAGAAUUCCCAUACUUUUCAAUGAUUCAAUUACAAAUCCAAAACAAGGAUGUUAUUCCAACGAUCGGUCCAAAAAUAUCUUGUUAUUGCUCAAUUUUACAUAAAAUCAGAUUGAGAUUUGCAAAGUAGUUGAAAUUUCAGAAUCUCUUCAUCAAGUCGAUGUUUCUCUAUUUUGUGACUUUCUGAGAGUCUAUUAUUUAUAAUUACAACUGAAAACUGAGCAGUUAUUGUUAUAUCAGUAUUAAAGCUAUUAAAACCGUCGAAUAUCAUCAGUUUGUUUUUUUUUUAAUUACUAGCGAAACAGAGUUGAAUAUCGCAUUUCCUGUGAUACAAGACCUGAUUCCUUGGUAAUCGCAUAUUAUACCUUGUUCUUCAUGAUUUGGAAGAGGGCUCUUUUCUUAAAAGAUCAAGAAAAAGAUCAGCAGAAACAAGGUGAGAAGGAGCUGUUGAGACAGAAAUCCAACUGUUUCAAGUCAUGGAGAAUGGAGUUCUGGAGCACUUCUGCUAUCUUCUCAUCUUUCCUAAUGCCUAGCAAUCUCUCAACUUGGCCUGAUCUUUGUUCGAAAAUUUCGCGACGAGGCGGCCGAGAAACCAAAAAUGAGUAGUUGCCCUGCUUGCCGCACAUAUGGGUUCAUUCGGAUUCCAACGGUCUCUCAAAGUGCAUCCUCCUUCCUUUUUUCUAAGAGCAUGGUUAUUCCGUCGUUUUACGAGGAUACGAAGCAAAUCUUCGCACUUUCAGCACACGAUUCUGCACCUGCAACUCAGUUCCAUUUCGAGAUUUCAGAUCUUUUUUAGGUUCAUUCCAGAUGAAAAACUUUUUGAAAAACGGUCUGAACUUAUAAUGAGACUUCUACCCUGAAUUUAAAUCCAGGGAUAAUUUCUCCAUCGCAGUUUGAAGAUCAGUUCAGAACUUCUUUUGGUAUAUUGUUAAAAAACAAUGGCGGCUCAUGUAUGAAUAUUAAUCUUUCGAGCUCACGAUUUCAAAAAGAGAUAGAGCUCUUGAUCGUUAGGACAAAAAUUUUGACUCAUCGUUUUUAAAACUUUCCUUUUCAAUCCCAUCGAAAAUAUAAGCUUGAGUUAAAGUUUUCUGUCUAAAAAAAUUCUCUCACCUAGAGUUGCCUUAACUUCUUUCACCAACUUCCAUCACCAAUUUUAAGCUUUGAAGGACAAUGUGCUCAAAAUAUGGAGAUCAUUCAACUAAUCGCUCAAAAAAAUAUCUUUCAUUUUUUCCAACCAAACUUUGAAAAAAUUAGUUCCUGUUUUCUCGAGCGCUUUUCGAAGUAGUACAUUGAAUAUCAAAAAAAUAUAAAAAAAUAUUACGAAAAUUGCUGAACGCGUGCAUGAAUCUUUAUAUCAGUAAGAUUCGAAAAAACUACAUACAGUUUUUUUUAAAAUUUUAAACGGAUAGAUCUAUAUAUAGCCUUCCCUUCUUCUCAAUCUUUUCUCAGACAAAUCACGAAAUGUUUUUCUCCUCUCAGGCGCUGUGCCAAUUACAUCGACAAUAUCCUCCUUUUCUGUAAGCGUGGUUUGAGCACAAGAUCACAUUUCAAAAAAUACUAAAAAGGAAGAUGAUUUUACUUCGUGGCUGGAAAUUUUCUGAAUUUGCCAAAACACCUCUUGUAGAACCAGAAAAAAUUGUGAAAGUCUCAACUUGCACAACGUUCUAUUCUUAAGAAAAAAGGGCUCAGUAGCCCAAAAUAAUUUAUUUUAACGGUCUUCCAAGGUUUCCUCGACUUUGAAGCGUUUUCUCAAAAAAAAGAGUUGAGCAAGUUGAGACUUCCCUGAUCUUCAUCUUGUACAUGAACUAGUGUUCUGGUCAAUUUUCAGGAAAACCUCAACCGCAAAUCAAUAUUUUAAAACAAUAGAAUGACCACCGUUCGUAGUUUUUUUUUUAUUCCAAACUGAAGUUCAAAAUAACGUAAAAGGGUAAAAGCUAGGAUCACUGAAAAUUGAGGUAACUUUAUCGACAGUUAUCCUCUUCAAUCACGAAAAUUAUAUUUGUUCAAAAAAACUUUCGCUGAAAUUAAUAUUAUUUCAUAAUCGCAAAAGUUUUUUUCAGUUCGUCACGGCCAAUACUUUCGUACAGACUUUGUUUUGAGCUUUUUCUGAGCUUUUAGUAACAAACAACGUGAAUACUACAUCUGGAUGGUUUAGUUUAUUUCUCAACUCGCAUUGUGCUUAGAUUGUGCUUUUGAGAAGAAUAGCUCCUUUCUUCCUUUGGCGUCGCAGAUGCCGCUCUGUAACUUGCAAAAAGCCAGAUGUUUAUCCAAAACAGUCUUGGUCUCCGAAUCUGCCUUGGUCUCUCGCUGCUCACAUUGUUUUUGCCGCUUUUGCGCGAGCUUUUCUCAUCCAGACGGCGUACCAUUCCACACGCCCCUUUUUCAGCCACAUUCCCUUAGCUUCGAAAAAAAGGCUCCCUUUUUCUAUGAGCUCUUCUUGACUAUUUUUCAGAUCUUCAUCAAAACGUGUUUAAUAAUCCUACAGUUCAUAAAACAUAGAUUUCGAAGAAGUGAUAUUUUGUUUUUACGAAGUUAUGUUUUAAUUGUUUCUGUAAUACUUUUUAUUUUAAAAAAAGUUUCUUUGAAAGAUCUUGAGAACAAUCUUCGAUUAGAAUACGAACUUUCCAAAACCCUAUAUAAAUAAUUCGAUACAAGUUGAACCUUUUGGCUUUAGGCUUUUUUAUUACUCCGAGAUUGUUUGAAAAAACUCAACAUUUUUUUCCAUUCACAAAAAAAGAUCUGGAAAAAUUCUAGAAAAACAAUCUGAUAAUUUUUUUGUCGAAUACAGCUCGACUCUAUUGAUUAGAUUCAGAAUACGAACUCGUAAUGAAAAAGAAAAACUGAGCACACGUCUUUUUCUGAAAAUUUCAUUCGAAAAGAAUUUAUUUUUUCUGAGUAUUUACUCUUUAUUCCUUUGUGGCUUUUGCGAGCACGCAGAUUAUCUUCGUUGUCUUUUUUGAUCUUCCGUGUGUGCACCAUUUGAUUUUUUACGAUUAUUCUGUAAAGAUAAACAAUAGAAACAACUACUGCUAUUGGCUGAUGCUCACAAAAUGCAGUCCUACAAUCGCAAGAAGAAUUACGUCUAUCGUAAUACAAACAACUAUGGUUUCCGACGGUUUGUGGUUUUUCACAGUAAAGUAGGUAAAUUUGAAACUGUCAGUCUCACAUAGCAUGAAUGGAUGCGUUGCUGCUAUGAAGAGACUGCUUUGAAAGCUUGGUUUGGAACGGUUUUGAGCACAGCAAUCUAUUGACGUUUUGUGAGCUUUAAAUGUUGAAAAAAGGCUAUUCGAAAAGUAGGAACAGGACCAUUUCUAUCAUUUCCUUCCCAAAAAUAAUUAUUGAAAAUUUCAAAAGUUUGCAGCUCCGGUCCGGGAGGAAUGAAGGCUCCAGGCGCUUCGGACGAAGGUGGCAGCUCUUCUGGCUCACGACCGACGCCCUUCAACAACUCGCAGCGUCCAAUUCCGCUUCAGAACAACAACUACGCAAUGCUGCCAACAAUGCCUAGGCCGCCGAUCCCACCUUUGAUGGCGCCGAUGGCGAUGCAUUCGGGGCCCCCUCCGCAAUACGUCCAGCAUCAGCAGGUCAUGAUGGCACCACCCCCGAUGGGAAUGAUCCCGGCGCCGCUUCAAGCUGGUCCUAUGGCCAUGGGAUGGAUAUCGCAAACUCCGCCGGUCUCACAGAACGAUUUGUACGUCCAUGUGCAGAAUGGAGAAGCGGUGGGCGUCUCAUCGCCUAACGAGUUGCAGAAGGUCUUUGGUGAGGGUUAACAAGUCCUUCUGAUUAAGAUAGCCCACAUCCUUGAACUCUCAGAAAAAAUCGCAAAUUGACAAAAAGGAUUUUGAUAAAUAAUCAAAAUGUCUUAAAACGUGAUAUUAAAAAGAGAAGUUUUAUAGCUUUUUUUUCUGGAACGUGAGCAAAAAAGGUUACUUUGAAAAACACUAUUUGAAAAAAAGGCUUGCUAAAAACGCUGUGAAAAACAUUUCCUCUAGAUGUUUUUUCUCCAUCAAAACACUUUUUUUCAAUCGUUUUAACUUAGUUGAAAACUUUUUUCAACAACAUGCUAUAAUUCCACAGGUUGUUUUGUUCGGAGAUAAAAACUUCAUUUUUUUCAGGACCUGCCAGCAUCCGUAUGGUGACAGAAAGUCUGAUUCCUCCAACUGCUUUGCCAAUCAACGUGCCUCCGGGACACCAAGUUCAUCAGUUUAUUGACGAACAGGUCAGUCCGAAAAUUAAAGAAAGUCUUAUCAUUAUCAAGUAAAAGUCCUAACAAAAAAAAUACUCUCCAAGCUUAUAUAAGAGGUUUCUUGAGAACUCCCAUUCACACUAAUAUGAAUUCAAAUAUCGAAUAAAAAUAACCGGGGCAAACGACAAUGCUAAUUUUCAUUAUUAGUUAAUUAAAGGGGUGUUUGCGUCAUGUAAUUCUGUCUCUGGAAACGCCUCCGUCGUCACGUCACGGUUCGGCUAGCCUCAACGUGAGCUUUGAUUCAUUUUGGAAUUGUAUUUGACGUGAUCAACUCUCUUUUCUUCUUGAAAUUUGAACUUAAAUGACACAAUGUUUUGGUUCCUUCAUCGGAAAGUUACGGAUUCAGUAUGUGCAGUGCGAAACGGGUCUGAUGCAGCCGAUGUCCAAUCGGUUUAUCGCUCCGCCGCAGCAGCCGCCGCCAAUACGGAAGCUACCGCAAGGCGUCGUUCCGAUUGCGCAGCCGAUGCACGCUUACACGCAGCCGCCGAUCUAUCCGCAAACUCCGCGGAGCAAUUGGAAAAAUCAGAAAAUACGCCGUCAAGGACAAACAACAGGACAGGAAGAGAGUGUAUGUUUUUUUGCAUCUUAAUCAUUAUUUUACAAAAAAUAUACUUUCUAUCAAAUGUGUUUUUCGAGCACAGUUUCAUAAUUUUUUUCCACGAAAAAUUUCAUUUUUUUCAAAUCAAAUUUAUGUUCACAUUUUGUAGGAGCCUGAAGAUUCUGAAGAGAAUGAGAAAAUUCGCGAAAUGCUGAAUCGUAUCGUUGUUCCUCAAAUCCCUCUUAUCUCUGCUACGGAAGCUGAAGUCCAGUGGCAACACAUCGAUACGUCGGAGGUUAACUUUUGACCAAAACUAUAUUGACCUUUAAUUGCACUUCGUUACUACAAAAGCUCAUUUCAGGCUGCUGCGCCAGGAGGACCAUUCCCUCAAAUUGACUCUUCCGAGUUCAUCUACCACGUCGUCCUUUUUGAGAGCACCGGUCGAUUUGUAGCCACGUGAGAAAUUUCAAUAAAUUUUUUUUUUGAGCUUGAGUUUUAGGUCAAAGUAUGACACUUCAAUGGGUAAUAAUCUGCGGAUGUGUUCUCUUCGUCCCAACACAGAAUACAUAGUUAAGCUGAAGGUGUGUAACUGGAGAUUUUCUGACAAAUCUUUGAUAUAUUCUUGGACACUUAUUGAUCAAAUAUUGUAGAAGUCUAAUAUUUUUGCAGGUUUCUCUGGAUGAACGCGGUCUGAUGGGAGAAACGACACAAGUUCGCUUCAAGACGGCUCCAGGUCGACCUGAGCCUCCUAUGACGCCAACGUGAACAAUUUUUCGUUUCGCGUAAAAUUUUCAUUUUAAGUUUGCUCACAAGAGGCUUAGACUCCUUGAAACUCAGUUGGAGGGCGGCAAAUGAUAACGGAUGCAUCAUUCACUGCUACUAUGUGUAUCUGUCCUUGGUUAGAAAUUGGAGUUAUGAGGACAACUGCGACUUCAGUACUUUACAGACGUUCAAAGAAGAAAUUCCUCCCAAAGUCUAUCAAACGGAACGCCCAGAAAUCCUGAUUGACGAAUUGAGUCCGGAGACUAGUUACCGGUAUCACUAGCUUUCCCGAUUCAUAGAAUGUGAUUUAUAGUAUCCGAAUCACUGCUGUGAAUGCUCUGGGAGAGUCUGGAGAGUCGUCUCCGCUCACCGUAGUCACCCGAUGCGAGGAUGCGCCAAUUCAGCCUGAACCUAUCCCUCCAACUAUCGUCCAAACUUCUCAGCGUUCAGUCAAAGUCGCUUGGAAUGGUCAGACUGAGAGCAGCUCAGCGGUAUGUUCAUUUUGAAAGUUAUCAAUUAGGAAGCAAGACAAAAGAGAAAGAUCAAUUUUGGAUCAAAACAUUCUGCGCAAAGACCUAUAGGCCGAAAAAGUGAAGAAAACAUUUGAACAUCACAGCCGGUCACUUUUUCCGCUUUGAAGAACCAUUUCUAAGAAUCUGAGCUUCCAGGGAAUGCAGCUCGAAAUGUACGACGUCCAGAAUAAAACGACUGUUCUUAUCAAAGAGCGCCUGAUAGGACCACCUAUUCACAUUUCGGACCUCCAACCGUGAGAAAUGGAAGCUUUUCAAAAUGAUUGAACUGAGUUACAGUGGUUGUGAGUAUCGCUUUCGCGUUUUCUCCCGUGGUGAAGACGAAGAAUCUCCGCGCUCCAGUUGGGUGACAACGCGAACUUUGACUCAGCGGAGCUUUCACGGACCUCAUAGAAACGCGAAGCCUGAACAGAUGCACGAGUUUCCCUGCAUUCCGAGUCGUCCAUAUCCUCAGGGAACAGAUCGUAGAAUGGAGAUUUGUUGGCAGUACGGUGGUCCUCGGUAAAUAAAUUUAUGUGCAGUUUGCAGAACUUUAAAUUAAAAUUACAAAAAAUGAAAAUGAAGUGGAGACAUCUGCAAACUUAAGCGUUUAAUAAUAAAGAACCAAAAAAGGUUUUAACUUGAAAAAAAAAAAUGAUUUUAACGCAUGAAGGAGCUGCAGGAAAGUUGCUUUUUCCAUUAGAAUAAUUUCCUUUCAUUUCAUCAUGAGAAGUACGAAAAUUUUUCGUAGAAAAAUUGAAUAGCUUGUUGAUAUUGAGCCGUGGCUGCUUAUUUACAACAACUUUUAACUGUAAUUCAUUGUAUUGUCAAAUUACACUUCAACCAGAUAAUGAAAUCCUGACCAACACAAAUGAUAAUUACAGUGACCGCGAUUUGUUGUUCCAUCUCGAAGGAUCGACCUUCAAUCACCCGCAUAACUACCGCACUCUUUAUCGCGGUUCCGCUACCACUUAUCUUCUGACCGAAGAAAACAUUCAAAACUUUCGAGUUCAGUCAAUCUCAAAAAACAAUUUGCCUGUAUGUCUUUAUCGAUAAACUCACGACUUUUGGAAAACUUCAGAGUCCGUUUUCGGAAGUCCUUACGUUGCCUCGCAAAGACGACGACUUCAUUCUUCAGCCUGGCAAACUGACCCCACCUAGGCUCGAAAAUUUCUCACUAUCUUCUGUUAAAGUGACUUGGAAUCCGCUUAAAGAUGCUGUAAGCAAUGAAAAGCUCUUUCCUCUUAUCCUUCCUAUUUAGGAACUUGCAAAAAGCGAGGUCGUGUACGAAGCCAAACGCCUCGACGUUGAUACCGAUUGCAUUUACAUCGGUAAAUCGACUGAAUGGGAAAUCAAAGAAGUAGAAGCAAGUGAAGUCGUUACAGUACAGGUUUGAAACGACUCCAAUGAUGAUAAAUACAAAUUAUAUCAGGUGCGAGCUGUUUUCAUCACUGGUGACCAGAAAAAGGUGGAAGGUGACUGGAGUGAAUCAACGACGAUUGUGACGCCGCCGAAAAAACCUGAUCAACCGAAAAACGUUCAUUUCAACCCUGAAACGUUAGUUUUGUGCAGCUAUUAAAAAUUCCAAAUUUUCAAUGCUAAUUACUAUACAGAAGCGUCUUGUCUUGGAUCUGUGAGCUUUCAAACGGAGAAGGUCACUUCAACGUGGAUGUCACUUGCAAAGCGUUAGAGAAAAGCGAAACUUCGAGCCUCAUCGUCACGGAGAACUUUCUGACGCUGCCGAAGCUUGUUCCUGCUGCCGAGUACACUUGUACUGUCGUCGCCGUGCGAGGCUCGCACGAGUCAGAAGAGUCAGAGAGUAUCAAAUUCAACACUCCGUCAGUGCAUCCUUCUCAGCCGAAUGGUACUAUCUACGCAAAAAUUUUUCAAUUUUUUUGUGUUAUAGCUGUGUGCAUUGACUCGGAAAGCGUUGAUUCGCUUCUUUUGAACUGGACUGCUGCAGAUUGUCGUGGAACUCCCAUCAAGCAGUACCGCGUCAAAGUUAUCAACGGGAAAGAGGUUAACAAUGAGCUUCGCUCGAACAUCCAAAAAAAAACUGUUUAGAUUAUCCGCGAAGCUGCUAUCAUUGCAAACGAGGGUGCUGGAGAGUUCACAAUCACCAAUCUGGAGCCUAAUACUCAAUAUCGAGUUGAGAUUUGUGCUGAAAACGAGAUCGGUAUGGGUCCAGCUGUCAGCAUCUCGGGACGCACCAAAAGUCCGCCACCUGCUCCACCCAAGUAAAAUACUCGAACCAGUUCUUAUUUAAAGUCAUAUUUCAAGGAUUGAUUGUGAGCCGGAAGUCAAUAUGAUGCGACUUCGCUGGAAGCCAACCACAUCUGGUGAUUCUGCAGUUUACAAGUGAGAAAGAGUCUAUCUGAUUUCGAAGUGCUUUGAAAUUUUAGACUGGUUCGACUGUCCAACACUGAUGCUCACAUUCCCGUUUAUGAAGGAGCUCUGCUCACAACCAAAGUGAAAGGCUUGGCCGAAGAUACAGAGUAUCGUUUUCAAAUCCGUGCUUCCAACAAGUGAGUUAAACAGGUUGCAGAUCUUUUCAUAUUGAUGUUUUUGAGGCUGACCGGGGUUUCGGUUUGGUCACAGCCCUACUCGUUCCGGACCAACAUUGCUCCGCCUCCUUUGGUGCGAAGAGCUCCUGUCUGCACCCCCAUCGCAGAUCAAGAAGGACAUUGCCUUGUCGAGUGGUCGAACGUCCUUCCACAGCCCAACACUCGCAACCAGUUUUACCGUCUUCAAGUCAUAAACUCCAAAAAGGCAGACUCUCGCUGGCACACAGUAAGUUUUGUGAUAAAAUAAUCAAAACUGCAAAGAAAAGAUUAGAAGUUGAACACUUAUUUCAGGUCUUCGAAGGCUGCACGUCGUCUUUUGUCCUUCCUACCGCGGAGUACACCGACACAAUUCAUCUGAGGGUCUUCUGUGUUCGCCGUGGAGAUGACGGCGAAGUGAAAAGUGGCGAAAGUCCCCACGGUCACUUCACAAACCGACCGCGGGAUCAGAAUAAUAGUGAUGUAAGAAAAUGGAAGUCCUAUGACGUGAAGAUAAUUUAAAUCAUCCGCUGGGAAAUACGAAACAUCUAUCAACCUUUUUUUUCUUACUUUUUUGUGUUCUAAUGGGGAAUGAACUACCGACUUCAUAUAGGUCGAUUCAAAACGAAGAGUUCAUCGAAAAAAAAAUGCAAAAGAAUUGGUGGGAAACUUCUCUGCCGGAAAGUUCCCUGGGGAUGUAAAAAAAGCGGAAAAUUCGUCGUUCAAAUUUUCGCUGGUCUUUUUUCAUACCACCGUAGUAUCCUGUAAUAGAAUCGAAGUUAGAAAAAAAAUUUCUAAUUGUUACCCUUUGAUUUCCUUACCCUAGAAAUAUCUAUCAGAGUAAUCCAAAUCAGGUCUUUAGCAUUUACCUUCGAGAGUUCUUUGAAAUCAAUUACUCAAUAAAAUUUGCUGUACUAAUUAUAGACAAAAGUUGAGAAUUUGGAUGAAAAAAAUGCCAGGAAUCCCAGGGCGGCGCGGCGGAGGUGGACCAGCGCCCGUGGUACGUCCGCUACAACAACCGACUCCUGCCAAUCGUCGUCGUAAGUGUCGCCUUUGUGUUGACAUUCCUAAUCAAUACGUUCAGAUCGGAUUAUUAGUGAGUUUGAAUUUCGCGUCUUCCGCGUCGUAAAACGCAUAUUCCAGGUGAUAUUUGCGUUAUUCACUCUCGGUGUUGCUGUGCUUUGUGAUUGGCUGUUCAACCUGGGCCAAGCUCCCGACACGCCCUCUCCGUAUCUCAUCGCCAUGCAGGCGUCUUCGUCUGCACCUCGAGGCGUCAUUCAUCCGCCGUCCAGUCUUCGCGAACUCUAA
Molecule: messenger RNA, 10120 nt
Organism: Caenorhabditis auriculariae
Lineage: Eukaryota; Metazoa; Nematoda; Chromadorea; Rhabditida; Rhabditidae
Source: the annotation of a GenBank genome assembly